AUGCCUCAGGUAGACUUUGGCCUUGAGCUCCUGGAGGCUGCCGGUCAAGGAAGGCAAGUGAUCGAAGAGAAAGUCAGAGAGGUCUUGAAUCAGUACCCCCACCUUCUGAUGUACUCCGAUCCAUACGGUCACACCGCCGCUCACAUCGCAGCCUUCUACGGGCACCUAGACAUUCUAUCUUACCUCUCGAGUUUGAACAAUGAGUGUCUCUUCUCCGAAUCUUUCGAUCUCUUCACUCCAGCACACAGCGCAGCAGCAAACGGACAACGAGAAAUCCUCGAAUUCUUAUCAAAGAAGAGCCUUUCACACUUGUUUGCAAAAGAUUGCGAUGGAUGGACGGUGGCCCAUAUUGCUGCGUUUUACGGACAUGAGAAUGUGCUUCGAUUCAUGGCAGAGGUCGCUCCGUCAGUGUUCGGUAUCAAUGCAGAGCUGCUCAGAAUGAUUGCGAGGACUGCGAGCUGUAAGAACGAAAUAGAAAAAGUUCAGAAGUUGGAUUUCCAGUAUUACAAGCCUCACCAGGUGCUAGAGCAACUUGAAUGUCUUGCUUCAAUCAAGUCAGACCCCGAUCAGGAGUCGUUGGGAGAAGGCAUCGUCAUAUCCACAAGCUCCUCCAUCCUGAGCUCGGAAUCCGUUGACAGUCAUCAUCUACUGAAGGGGCGAAAGAUUCCCUUUGGAGGAGCAGCGAAUCGGGAUGAAGAUGAAAGCUCGACCUCGAGCAUGGACGCAAGAAAGUGUCACAAGCAGUCGCUGACCAACGGAAAGAAGAACCACUCUCCCCCUCAUGAGAGGAAGUUAACCAGGUCCCCAAGCUGGGUUCAAGAUGUCACAACGAGAGAGCAGCAGAGCAGCUGGAAGACUCUUCUAGGAGGGCUGAGGAAGGGAAGCGACAUCACUUCCAUGCUGAUACCGGCCGAGUUCCUGAGGCCCGAGUCAACGCUAGAGAGGAUCCAAGACGUCAUGCAGCACGGCAGGCACCUGGAGAGCAUCGUGCUUCCCAACUCGUCUGCUCUAGAUCGCAUCAAGUCUGUCGUCCGCUUUCAUGUUGCUCAAGCCGGCAAAGUUCUCCUGCUCACGCAUGGGACUGGGCAGGUGUCGGGAGUGAUCCGAGCGAUCUUCGAUGGCAAGAAGCCCUACAACCCCAUCCUAGGCGAGACCUGCGUCUGGGCGUACAAGCAUGGAGACUCGUCCUGCGUGACCAAGGUGGUUUCCCACCACCCGCCCAUCUCAGCUUUCUUCCUCAACAACGAGCGACUGGGCAUCAACAUCACUGCCUCUGCGGAAAUUAACCCGACAUUCACUGGAAAUUGCGUGCUGGUUCCAUUCAAGGGCAAGCGAGUCUUGAAGAUCAUGCACUUAAACGAAGAGUACACGAUGACAGUCCCCAGUCUGCAGUAUCGCGGGCUCUUCGUGGGCUCCAGAGGAGCUGAAUGGGUUGGGAAAGUUGUGGUGAAGUGCGAGCAGACGGGACUGUCGGCGAAGCUUAACUUCAAGCCGCUUGGCUGGCUUGGCAUGUGGGGGUCCUGGCACAGAGUGGAGGGCAAGGUGAAGAGUAAGGUGAAGGGCGUCAAGAAGCUGAUCGGGAGCAUCUACGGCCACUGGGAUACGCAGCUGAUUUAUAGAGACGAGGAGAGCAAGGAAGAGGAGGUUAUGUACGACUUCGACCAGAGCGCGAAAUUUUUCGGAGUUGAGCAAGUGAAGAUGAAGAAAGCGAGCCUGCCGACAGACUCGCUCGUCGUUUGGUCAAGACUGUCUGCUGCCUUGACACGGCGAGAUAUGAAGGACGCCAACAGAAUCAAGAACGAGAUCGAGGAAGAACAGAGACGAAUCCGUAAGGAGCGAGCAAAGAGAAACCAAGCAUACCAGCCCAGAUUUUUCAGGUUCAAGGAGGGAAGGUGGGUCCCAAGGGAUGAGAUGUACCAAUUUCAAGCGACGUGUAUGGUAGGAACAGACGUGUAG
Messenger RNA from Guillardia theta CCMP2712, 1956 nucleotides. RefSeq lists its product as hypothetical. Gene Ontology annotation, molecular function: protein binding; sterol binding. Lineage: Eukaryota; Cryptophyceae; Pyrenomonadales; Geminigeraceae. Bases 1 to 1956 code for a protein of 651 amino acids. The record is from RefSeq and is a predicted model, not a curated record. Gene Ontology annotation, cellular component: membrane; cytosol; intracellular membrane-bounded organelle. The transcript is spliced from 17 exons.